GCUUAUUCCCUUUGGGGUCUCAGGGGGCGCUGGUGCCUAUCUCAGCUACAGUUGGGCGGAAGGCGGUGUACACCCUGGACUGACCCAGAUUGUGCCUCUUAAAUUUAGCUGAACUCUACCGGGAUACCCUUAUGGCGGUCAAUGAGAACAAGGACAGCUGAAAGGGAAACCGAGAGGGAGAUGACAAAGGAGGAUGUUUCAGUGAUUGAGCAUGGAGAUGCUACACCUGGCUGCCGAAAUCAAGUGUCUCCCUAUCAGCGGCCAGUCACCCACCAGGUGUCCUCUGCACCAAUGCCUGACGAUUGUGAAUUCGCCUUUUUCGACCCUAGCGACCCACAAUGCAAGGAGGUUCUGCAAGAUCCCUGCACCACCAUACCGGAACUGUUUGCUGUUCUUCGGCAAUGGGUUCCCCAGGUUCAGAAAAACAUUGACCUGAUUGGCAACGAGAUCAUCAAGAGAGGUUGUGGUGUAAAUGAUCGAGAUGGCCUGACGGACAUGAGCCUUCUGCACUACUGCUGCAAGGCUGGAGCUCCGGGCAUUGGUGAUGCAUAUAAAGCAGCUGCCUUUGCCCGACACCUACUUGCCUUGGGUGCAGAUCCGAAUAUUCGCUCUCGGUGGACAGACAUGAGGGCUCUUCAUUACGCUGCCUACUUUGAUGUGCCCCAGCUCAUUUGUGUGGUGAUGCAGGCCUCUCAGCCUGAAGAUGUAGAUGCCACCUGCAGUGACUUUAAUUCCGGCACCGCCCUGCAUAUUGCAGCAUCCAAUCUGUGCACAUCAGCUGUCAAGUCUCUUUUGGAGCUGGGAGCUAAUCCUGCUUUAAAGGACGAUAAAGGCCAGUGUCCGUUUGAUGUCAUUCCUGACCCUCUCAACAUGUCCUUGGAGAUGGAGGAUGCUCCCGCCUUGGCCAAAGAGCUCCGGACUUUACUAAGAGAAGCUUCGCCACAGCCUGGUUUCUUGCCAAGUACAUUGCAAGUCCAGCCCCCUCCUCUUUACGAAAAGGCGAGAACACAUCUGGCUUCCAUCGGAAUCCAACUUGGUGACCGUGUAAUGAUAGCUGGGAAGAAGGUUGGAACUCUGCGAUUCUGUGGCAGCACAGAGUUCUCUGAGGGGCUUUGGGCUGGCGUGGAGCUUGACAAACCAGAGGGAAAGAAUGAUGGCUCUGUAGCAGGCAUCCAGUAUUUUACCUGUCAAUUCAAACACGGAGUAUUUGCUCCUCUUUCCAAGAUAAGCAAACCUUUGGAAAGGUGUAAAACAAGCACCAGUAAAGCAUCUACACCCGUACGUCCCCCUCGUCGUCGCAUUCCCUCCAAGAUUAACACAGGAUUGGGUGGUUUUUCCCAAUCACUCUCUUCUUCUUCAUCCUCACUGGACUCCCGUCAUGGACGACGUCUUGGACCGCAUCCCAGGCAAAGUCUUUCUGUCAGGCAGCAAUGGGAGCAGAGUCCUCGGAGCACACCCUCCCCAGGCUUUCGCUCUUCUCCCGGCAUAGCUGCAGCAGGAAGCUUACGAAGCCAAUCCCCCUCUGCUUGGGGCCCUGAUGUGCGUCUGGGGGACAGAGUGCUGGUCGUUAGCCAGAGAACCGGCAUAGUUCAAUACAAUGGGAAGACCAGCUUUGCUCCAGGAUUCUGGUUGGGAAUCGUACUCGACACACCCAGUGGGAAAAAUGACGGCUCAGUGGGUGGUGUAAGAUACUUCAGCUGCCCACCAAGGCAUGGAGUAUUUGCUCCUCCAUCUCGUGUUCAAAGGAUUCAUGGAUCUGUUGAUUGCCUCUCAGAGCUUUCCUCGUCGCAUCUCAAUCGUCCUUUCAGCGGAAAGAUCCGUCGCAGUUCAAGUACAUCGUCGACUAUCGCCGCUCCAAAGGAAACAAGGAAAAGAAGCCCUGUUACCAGGAGCCGUUCCAACCCCCAUCGCCAACGCUGGAACACCCUGAGUGGCAGCAGCCACAGCGUUUCAGGCAGUACUGCAGGUACCGUUUCCAGUUCUGACAGCCAGGCCCGCCUCCAUGUGGGCAUGCAGGUCCUGUUGAACAGUGCCAAUGAGAUGGCCUCCAUUCGUUACUUGGGCACAGCUGACUUCGCCCCUGGCCUGUGGCUGGGUCUCGAGCUCCGAGGCCCCAAAGGAAAGAACGACGGCUCUGUUGGUGGCCGCCGCUACUUCACCUGCCGUACUGGCUGUGGCAUGCUUGUCCGUCCGAGCCGUGUCACCUAUCAUGGGAUCAAUGGAUCCCGCUUGGUGGAUGAAAACAGUUGAGAACAGGAAUUAUUCCAACACAACUCCAGAGAAGGUUCACUUGUAGGUGGGAUCUGUUUGUGAGUCUUACUACAUCUAUCGAUCAGAGAUUUUUUCAUUUAGAACUUGUGGGUUGAAACCUACCUUGAUCCUCCAAGCCUAGCUAAUUGUUACGUGAAAUACUGCACUUUAUUGCAUAAUAUUUGAAUUCCCAAUGGAUUAAACUGCAGAAGGGAGCUCUUCCGAGGAUGUCGUAGUUGUAAUGAUUUGUGCAGUCCUUUGAGACAUUUGUGAUUUGGGGCUAUAUAAAUGAACAUUGAUUGAUUGAUUGAUUGAAAAAUAUACAAAGCACUGCAAUACUUUUAAAUAAACAUUUGUUUCUUAGAUCAGAAUAUAUUUAGCAGGUGAUAUGGAUAUGCACAUUUUUAAAUACAGUUUGAAACUUAAAAUCUCUGUAGGAUAAUUUAAGUGCAUUACCUUAAUUAAGCAGAAGUGUUUUUCAUCACUAAUAACUUGGAUACAAGGGAAUAACUACGUAUUGAUGGACAUAAAGUCAGUCUAAUCAAAACUUCCAUUCUAAUACAUUUGGAGCAACACAAAUAUAUCUUACUGUACAAUGUCAAGUAGUGAUAAAAAUGACUGAAAUGCACGUGGUUUUGAUCCCAUCCUUACUUGGCAUUCUAAAAUAGGAGUCUAGCAGAGAACAACCGAAAGGUGAACUGCAAUUUUUUGGGAUUUUUUUUCCCAUUCACAAUCCUUAUGUGAGUAGUUUUCCUUUCUGUGCGUUUUAAAUAUUUUAAAUCUGCUUUUACGAGGUGGCUAACAAUGGAGGUAAUGGGAUUCAUCUACUCCGCCAAUAAACUGCUCUAAAAACCAUCAACAACGCUCAAUUUACAGUACAUGCUGUGACUGUUGUGUUUGACUAAGGGGAGAUGAUGACACAGACACCAGGGGGUUUAGAUCCAAGUAUUUUGUUAUGUACCGUAUUUCCUUUAAUAUGUAGUAUGCGCCUGCCUUGAAUUACUGCCGGGUCAAACUCGUUUCGCAAAACAAUUAGCGCGUGCUUAGCAUUACUGCCGGCUCAGGAUUAACGCCGGGUAAAACUCGUUUCGCAAAAUAAUUAGCAUAUGCCUAGAAUUUCCGCUGGGUCAAACUCGUCACGUCACCAGUGACACUUCCCCUGUCUUCAUUUUAAAAAUGGAGGAGGCUUAUUUCAAUAAUGCAAAAUCAAAUAAAAGGAAGACGAUUAAGAGCUAUUCAGUAGGAUUUAAGGUCCAAGCUAUUGAAUAUGCUAAAAAGAACAGUAAGCAGCUAUGUUUAUUAAUAUACCGUAGCUGCGUGUGUCAAAUAUGAGUCAUUAAAUGACUCCCACCUCCUUCUUGCGACUACUCGGCUGCAGAAGAAGUGACAACAAGCAGCAAGAGUGAGCAGCGAAUGCUUAUUUUUUCCAAUCGCUUGCACGUUUAACAUGGAGCAUUACAUACAGUAUCUAAAAUAAAACUGUUUUCUAAACUGGACUUUCAAUUGAAGCAGGAGGUAAUAAAGGAAGAUCUCUAUCGAGACAGAGACUUUUAAAACUGAAGAAAGAUAAGGAAGACUUCUAUAAACAAGUUAUCGAUGCUUUUAAUCAGGGGGAGCUGCGCAUGGACUUCAUUUGUAAGUAAAGGUAAGACCAUCCUUCCAUUUUCUACCGCUUAUUCCCUUUGGGGUCGCGGGGGGCGCUGGGGCCUAUCUCAGCUACAAUCGGGCGGAAGGCGGAGUACACCCUGCACAAGUCGCCAGCUCAUCGCGGGGCAGGUAAGACCAUAAUAACCUCUUUUAUUAAAUGUGCUUUUCUUGAUGGUAUCCUUACAUCACACUCAAAUUUAUAAGCGCAGGCCUAAAUUUCCCGCAUGCUAUUGGUAAGUGCCGGAGUGAGAAGAGGUUUUAAAAUAAUUAGCGCAUGCUUGCCUUUACCGCAUGCCUUUGGUAAACGGCGGGGUGAGAAGAGGUUUUAAAUUAAUUAGCGCCCCGGCGGCAAUUCAAGGAAAUACGGUAUAUUAUAAUAUAUAUAAUAAAAGAUAGUAAAUAUACUAACUAAGGAAAUAGAGUAUGACUAAAAUCCAAGAGUGUGUAUGGUAUAAGACUAUGUGUGUAGAUUAUCUGUUUGAGUGUUAUCGUAAAUGGUGAACGAGAGACGAGGAAGUCCAGGAGAAAGAGAAGUCUACAGAUCUGAGUCCAAAGCGGGGGAAGUAACGGAUCAAGGGAGGCAGUCAGAGUCCAGAGGAGGAUCCAGGGAAAAAUUAGGCGACGGAGGGUACUACUGUGACGACACAAGAAAACACACACUGAAAACAAGGAGGGGAAAACACAGAGAGAGCUGGAUUGCAUCAAGCAGGACGUGGCUUUCCGUACGCGAACAGGUUAUAUUCCGGCGCAGGAUGGCAGGUUGAGCAGGCUUAAGAAGGCAGCUCGCUCAUCACAGGCAGGUGCGCUGAUUGCCGGUGAAUGAUUGCAGCAGGGGGCUGCUGCAGGACAGAGACCUGCCCAGCGCGUCCCUGAAUGUGGGCUGCCGUGUACGUGUCCCGAGGUGCGACAAGCAGAGCGCAAAGAUGGCCGUGACAGUGACAUGAAUAUUAACCAAGCUAUAUAGACAUUGUUAUUAUAAGAGCUCCAUGGGGGAACUACUUUGAUGGCAUUGUGACCCAUCGCCUUGCUCACACUGCUUAUCCUACCUCUAGCUUGUAACCAGCUUCUUGCUACUAACUUGCUUGACCGGCUUGUAACGUUGUUUGCAACCCACCAUAAAAUAAGCUUGAGCUAUAUUUGUUGCUGCUGUAUUGCCUUUGAGUUAGGAAAUGCUAAUGCUAGGUUAUAAAUCAUUCCCCUUCACCAGUAUAGAAGAAUGGUCUGGCACCAAGCGGGAAAAUGUAUGGCUCUCAAUAAAAGGAACACAUCAUAAGACCACCGCAACAUCGCGAGGAAACAUCUAUUUUUAUCUGAGGAGUGAGGUUUAUUCAGAAUUUUUAUCAACUCAAAAAUAAUACAGCAAGUGCUGAAAGAUACAACAUCCCAUUUGUCAGCAUCCCCCUGAGAGUGGACAUUUUCUUAUGUUCUUAUUUGAAAUACUUGGCACAUAGCGUUUAACGCUACUGUUGCUGUGCGCUGUGAAAUCAAUGUGCCCAGGAUAAAGUAAUGCCUAAAAUGACCAAAAUACGUAAAUAUUAAACGUCAUCAUGAGUGUGCCUGUCACUACAUUACAGUACAUAAAUACAGCAUGUUCAUGAAAUAUUGUUUUUACAGGGCUUCUAAAUUGUAUCCACUCUACCUGCUUUGUUAGCUGCCUCUUACAAGCAGUUUUUCAUUAUCUAAAACGCACAGAAGAAGGGAAGGACGUGUGUUCUCACAUAAGGAUUGUGGCUUUCUACAAAUGUAUACUUUUAACGAAUCAUCUCCUAGUGUACAAUAACAUUACAUUAAAACAGGGGUGUUCAAAGUGUGACCCACAGCUGUUUUUUUUAAUUGGCCAGCGACACAUUCUUAAGACAAAAAAAAGGAAAAAAAGGGAAAAAAAAUUAACUGGCCCAAUUCUCCCCAAAAAAUGGGACCUGAAAACCAAAAUGGCCAACAAAUGUGUAAGUUCGUUGUUGAUUCCCAUGCGUCCUGUCAUGUCUACACAUUUCUUGCAAGAUUUGGUAAGUUAUUGUGUGUGCUAGAGCCUUCAAAAAAUGUAGUUGGCAGUAUGAUAAUAAUAUUUGUAGAGAAUAAUGAUAAAAAUGAGAGAUGUCCAAUAAUGGCUUUUUUGGCGAUAUUCCGAUAUUGUCCAACUCUUAAUUACCGAUACCGUUAUAGACCGAUACCGAUAUAUACAGUCGUGGAAUUAUCAAAUUUUUAUGCUUAAUUUUGUUGUGAUGCCCCGUUGGAUGCAUUAAAUAAUUUAACAAGGUUUUCCAAAAUAAAUCAACUCAAGUUAUGGGGAAAAAAAAUGCCAACAUUGUACUGCCAUAUUUAUUAUUGAAGUCACAAAGUGCAUAAUUUUUUUUAACAUGCCUCAAAACAGCAGCUUGGAAUUUGGGCCAUGCUCUCCCUGAGAGAGCAUGAGGAGG
Molecule: messenger RNA, 6314 nt
Organism: Nerophis ophidion (straightnose pipefish)
Lineage: Eukaryota; Metazoa; Chordata; Actinopteri; Syngnathiformes; Syngnathidae
Product: CAP-Gly domain-containing linker protein 4-like
Exons: 15
Coding region: 142-2250 (702 amino acids)
Biological process (GO): cytoplasmic microtubule organization
Cellular component (GO): nucleus; cytoplasm; microtubule plus-end
Molecular function (GO): microtubule plus-end binding
Source: RefSeq, a predicted model, not a curated record